Zingiber officinale is the source of this 1045-nucleotide messenger RNA. RefSeq names its product thylakoid lumenal 19 kDa protein, chloroplastic-like. The transcript has a single exon. The record is from RefSeq and is a predicted model, not a curated record. NCBI's taxonomy places the organism in Eukaryota, Viridiplantae, Streptophyta, Magnoliopsida, Zingiberales, Zingiberaceae. The coding region runs from base 135 to 887 and encodes 250 amino acids.
UCCGCGGGGAUUUUAUCCAAUUACUGAUCCGGCACAACGGAUAAGGUCCCGAACACUAGCAGCCGCCGUCGUCAAGUCUCCGCCACCACACAACCCAAGCAAAGCCAAAGCGAAGUGCCCGUCAGCGACCGCGAAUGGCCGCCGCCCUCUUCUCCCCUUCCGCCGUCUUGUCAACCGCCGCCGCCGCCGUCGCCUCUGCUCCUCUUCCCCCCAAACCUCACCUCGUCAGACUCAGAUCGUACCAUCCCAAGCCCCUCUCCACUACCCUCGCAGCCGCCGCCGCCGCCGCUGCCCUACUUCUAUCCGCCGCCACCCCACCUCCCUCCUUCGCCGAUCCCACAUUCAGCCUCUACUACGGCACCGCCGCCAGCGCCUCCAACUACGGCGGCUACGGCGGCAACGCGGACAAGAAGGCCACGGCGGAGUACACGUACGAGGUGCCGGAGGGGUGGAAGGAGCGACUGGUGUCCAAGGUGGAGAAGGGCACCAACGGCACCGACAGUGAGUUCUACAACCCCAAGAAGCGCUCCGAGCGCGAGUACCUCACCUUCCUCUCUGGAUUCCGCUCGCUCGCCCCCGUCGACGCCGUCCUCUCCAACCUGGCCCUCUCCGACGUGGACCUGCAGGACCAGUUAGCCACCGCCGACGAGGUGCGGUCCCAGGAGCUCAAGGACGACAAGGGGCAGCUGUAUUAUGCGUACGAGAUCGACGGCACCGGCGCCCACAGCCUGAUCUCCGUCACCUGCGCCCGCAACAAGCUCUACGCCCACUUCGUCACUGCGCCUAACCUGAAUUGGUCCCGCGACCAGGACAUGCUCCGACGACUCCACGACUCCUUCAAGACAGUCGACCUCUCCACAACCUCUUCUUCUUCUUCUUCAUCGUAGACUCUUCCUCUUGCCUUGCCCAGGUAUUUAAUUGGAUGCCCAAUUACUUUCUUCACUUCAGAGGUGUACUCAACAAAGCAAUGGCAUGCUUUUGUACCAUCCAUCUUGGUUUCCGUAAUGAAUUCACAAUAUAUAUCAUGAGGGGAACUGGGGAAUCA